Colletotrichum chrysophilum is the source of this 1023-nucleotide messenger RNA. RefSeq lists its product as uncharacterized. NCBI's taxonomy places the organism in Eukaryota, Fungi, Ascomycota, Sordariomycetes, Glomerellales, Glomerellaceae. The transcript has 3 exons. The coding region runs from base 1 to 1023 and encodes 340 amino acids. The record is from RefSeq and is a predicted model, not a curated record.
AUGCCUUACUACGAGCAAGAUACCUUCGCGGCCACCACAGUUGAUGGGGUGCAGCUACACACCAACGAUGGCCUCCUAGCGCCUUCCGAUGUUGCUCCACUGAGGGCUUCGUAUCCCACCGAGCCCUUGAAGGAGCUCUACGACCGCUACCUGACCGACGGAUACGUGUUCCUCAAAGGCCUCCUACCACGCCAGGAUGUCCUCGAUGCACGUGAAGCCUACUUUAAAUCUCUCGAGCCCACUGGCAUCUUGGAACCCGGCACCACCGCGGUAGAAGGUCGAUUUAAUUCGUCAGCCGUCAUGGCAGACUACCCAGGCAUUGGCGCAGCCGCGCUGGAAGUGCAACCCGGCAGCAACAAUAAGGCCGCUAUUUUUGUCGAAGCAGCCAUCAAGGCGCACACGGAGCCGUGGUACUGCGGCUCAGAGAAGGAGGGCAUCAUCGGUCUAUGCAACCAUCCGGCAAUACGCGAGUUCGUGGCUAAGAUGACAGGAUGGGGCCACGAUACUCUGACUGUGAGACGCACCUUACUUCGCAAUAAUACUCCCGGCAACAAGGCCAUAGGCGUGCACUAUGACCAGACCUUUAUGAGAUACGACGAGCCUACAGCUGUGACAGCCUGGAUUCCUAUAGGCGACAUCAGCGUCGAAGGUGGUGGCUUGAUCUACCUCGAAGGCGGUGACAAAAUCGGCCAGAGAAUUGAGGAGGACUUCACCCUCAAGGCUAAGGAGGCUGGAAUGGGCGAUCAAGAGAUGCGGAGUGCGUUUAACGCGAACAUGAUGAAGUCUGGCUUCUUGUCAGAGUCGCCGCGAGAAUUCUCCAGGGCACAUGGAACCAAGUGGUUUGUGACAGCCUACAAGGCCGGGGAUGUGGUCCUACAUUGCUCACACAUGAUUCAUGCGUCUACCGUCAACCACGACCCGCAGGGUAGUAUUCGUUUGGGAACAGACCUUCGAUACGUCAACGGUUCUCGGCCAUGGGAUAAGCGCUGGGACAAGGAUUUUGAGCUCAGCGAUGGAUUGUAG